GUGGUGACCUAGUCAGCUAGCACAGUUUAGCUAGUAAUUUCGGAACCAAGGCUGUACAAUCCUACCACAUGAAACAUACGUCAAUUCAUCCAGGGCCGGGUGCGUUUUUCGUACCGAGUAAAGUUUCAUUUUAGAUCCUCCGAUUAUGAUUCCUAACUCUCUUCACGCGGGAUUGCAAUUAUGCUAGAAAGUGUUACGUAGGAAUAUGAUGCAGGCAGCAAGCGACUUAUUGAAUGCAGCUAAGCAAUAACUGUAAAGCUUAUUGCCUACUCGCCAGCUUUUGCUAGCAACAGCUCCACGUGCAGCUUGUGCGCACCGCGGGGCUAUCGCAUUCGGCUAGUGUGCGCUCUUGUUAUCCGCACUUCCUUCUCUAGUUUCAAGAAGAACUAGAUUUUCUGUUUUACAAAUUAAAAAAAAAACAUAUAUAUCUAAGAAAUAGCAACGAGAUGGUAAAAGAAACACACUUUACAACAAAUCAUUCCACCAACAUGAACACACACGACAAACCAAACCAUACAUAUCUGCUCGUUUGGUAGAUGCUGAACUUAUCCUAACUUUUUCACUAUUUACGUUAUCUCUCAUUUUCUCUCUCUCUGUCUUUCUUAUAUCUCACUCACUGAAUCUCUCUCUUCUUUCUUUUUCUCUUUCCCUGGGUUUUCCGCUUUCCCAUUCGCGUACCAUAUUUCCAACAGGGUGAUAAUUAUCGUCGCGGUGACGGAUUUUCAACGACAAGAAGUGUCAAAAAAGUAUAUCUUUGAGACGGAAACGGGGCGGCUGAGACCAGCCAGGGACUGAUCAAUCAAAAUAUGGUCCUUAAUUCAAACACUCGUAAUAGAAGUCUCGGCCGUAUGAAAAGGCAGCCGCCCCGGCAUGGUAUGGUAACACAACAUCGUUCCGACAGUCCACACCAUUCCAGUUCCGGUUCUUCCCCUGUCAUGUCCAACAGUAGCUCUAGUCCUGCGCCUCCAUCCAGCAGUCCCAGCCCACAGGAAAGCCCCAAGAACUGCAGCUACAUCUACCGGGAUUGA
Molecule: messenger RNA, 1028 nt
Organism: Anopheles funestus (African malaria mosquito)
Lineage: Eukaryota; Metazoa; Arthropoda; Insecta; Diptera; Culicidae
Product: semaphorin-1A-like
Exons: 4
Coding region: 807-1028 (73 amino acids)
Source: RefSeq, a predicted model, not a curated record